AUGCUUGUGAACUUGGACAUGCCAUGGUUUAUCCUUGGUCACUCUGAAAGGAGGGCACUCCUCAAUGAAUCAAACGAGUUCUUCGGAGACAAGGUUGCCUAUGCACUUGCUCAGGGUUUGAAAGUGAUUGCUUGUGUUGGUGAGACUCUUGAGCAGCGAGAGGCUGGGUCGACCAUGGAUGUUGUGGCUGCCCAGACUAAAGCUAUUGCUGGAUCCGUGAAUAGUGGUAAUUGUCAGGAGCUAGAUGGUCAGACCGAUGUGGAUGGUUUCUUGGUCGGUGGUCCUUCUCUAAAGGAAACAAAACGACAAGCUCCCAACGAGAUCAAGACUAGCAGAAUGGGGCUUACCAGUCUCACCCACAUGCCCGUUCUGUUCCCGUUUGGACGAAACCAGAGAUCAUCUACUGCUCUCUUGCGAGUACAGUCAAGAGAUUUGGAGGGAGGCAUGAUUCUGACAAUUCCUGGUGUAGAUCCAAGCUCCACAAUGUUAAGCCUUGAUGAAUCUGAGUCGUCGGAUGUUAAACUCAGAAGGUGCGAGCAGCCGUCAGUACUUAUCGAGAAGCUAACGAGAGUUGUUGCAGACAGCUAA
Brassica napus (rape) is the source of this 588-nucleotide messenger RNA. RefSeq names its product triosephosphate isomerase, cytosolic-like. Gene Ontology annotation, molecular function: triose-phosphate isomerase activity. The transcript has 5 exons. Bases 1 to 588 code for a protein of 195 amino acids. The record is from RefSeq and is a predicted model, not a curated record. Gene Ontology annotation, biological process: glyceraldehyde-3-phosphate biosynthetic process; glycerol catabolic process; gluconeogenesis. Lineage: Eukaryota; Viridiplantae; Streptophyta; Magnoliopsida; Brassicales; Brassicaceae. Gene Ontology annotation, cellular component: cytosol.